GUCAUUCUAGUUCUCAACCUCUCUCUCUCUUACAUCAAAGCGCACUCUAUUCAAUCCAACACAAUGGCGAUCAUCUUUGAGAAUAAGAGCAUUGAGAGCACUGACACUGGAAGCAGAAUGAAGUUUCCUCAUCGUGAUGACGUCAAGUGGACAUAUCUUCCAUUUGGUUGCAACAACCCCGGCCGGUGCGGAGACUUGCCAGUUAUAGAUGAGGGGGACAAUCAGUGGACGCUUACCAUCGAAAAUAAAAACGGACAGGUAUUUUUCACUGGGGGGUGGAAAGCAUUCAGAGAGAAGAAAGGCAUUACAGAUAGGCAUACGAUCUCCCUUUACAGAGAUGAUGAAGCUGAUCUGUACAGAAUUAUAGUGGGGAGAAACUGAGAAAUGGGAUCAUUAAUUAGUUGGUUUUUAUAUAUCGUAUAAGAGUAUGUUUUGUUUGAAAAAAGUGAAGGAGAUACGAGAGAAUACUAUUUCAGCUAAUCAAAAUAAAUUGAUAAACCCAUAUCUUUAUUUGAUUAGAUGAAAUAUUUUUUUCUCCUCUCUUCUUCACUUUUCUUAAACUAAAUAAGUUCUGAGUGGUUGUUGGUUAACCUAAUAGUUUAAUUUGGGAUACUCUUUUAUCUUUUAAUUUGUGUUAAUCAUUGUUUACUGUUUAGAUUUUAAGAUGAUGCUUAUUUUAUGAAUUAUUAUACUCUUUAUAAGGUUGUGCUAUUGUAUGUAAAAUAUUUCUACAAUAAAAUUAAAGUUUCACU
This is a messenger RNA of Rubroshorea leprosula, 752 nucleotides long. The record is from the annotation of a GenBank genome assembly. Lineage: Eukaryota; Viridiplantae; Streptophyta; Magnoliopsida; Malvales; Dipterocarpaceae.